GGUAGAAGAGGUCAUAAGAAUAAAUCCUUCAGAUGGAGCGAGUAAAGACCUCAGAGACUGAUGUCCACCAAUUAUCAAAGUUCCACUGAGAAACGACAGACAGGACAAAGACUGGUGCUCUUACGACACAAAGUUAAAUACAUUCCAAUAUAAAAUAUCCGCAUUAUUCCCAUCAAACUAUAAUAAGAUAAUUCACAUUCUUUAAUUAAUCUGAUAAAGCAACUACACCUUAAUCCCCGGUAGAAUAAAUAAAGCUAAUAUAUUACAAUCAAUCUACAGUUCGCAUUCAAUCUGUACACCCUCCUAACCCCAACAACCCCUUCACUAAAAUAAAAAAAAAAAAAGAAAAAACCGCAGACACAUUAUUUUGUCCUUUUUAUGUAAAGAACCUUUCAGUCCGCCAGACACAAUGCGUUCGCAUCCACGUCGAUUAAACGAUUACAAGAAUAUAUUUUUUCCUCCUUUACUUGCUUAUCUUUACGUAAGAAAGAUGGAGGUAAUGGACCAAUGGGGAGGGCAGCGGUGUGCUAUAAAGGCUGCCAUCACGGGGAUGAGGCACAAAGUGUGGAGGAUCUGCAGUGCAGCACGCGAUGCUUGACGCAGGCGCAGUUCUGACGAAACGGUCCUCAGGCUGGGUGGCACUCAUGGGGAACAAAAGCUUUGGUCUGUGGCUGCUCCUGGUCUUGACCUGGACCUGCGCUUUGACUACCAGUGGCGCCCUCAGUGUCUCAGCCCCAGAUCAGCAUGGGAGGAGAGGGUCACCCGUGGGUCUCCUUGACCACGAUGACCCAGACGUCUAUUUCUCGAAGGGAUUCAACUCCGACCCGGACUUGACGCUAGUGGCGGACAUGAGAGGGUCGGAGGACGUGGAGGUCACCGACGGCACGCGCAUGGAGGGCGAUGACGACAUAACCGCCAGCAAGAGAUGGCGCUCAACGUCAGGAAGAGACAACGAACACCAAGACUGGGUGUCGAUCUUCCGUAGCGCUCUUCUAGAUGUAAGUAAAAGAAGACACCCAGUCUUGUCCAUCAACACUGCGCUGGUCACCCUCGCCGACAUGCUCAGACGCUCCGAGUUCAACCGUCAGCGACAACGUCACAUCGAGCAUCUUCUCAAGACUGGCCGUUGAGCCACUCCAAUCUUGGCUAGCCAGUGAUGUCCUUGUAGACAACCAGUGUGUACCAGCACCGUUCAUGGGACAGUGACGGAGCUUGAAAGUCAUAACACACCCACCAUAACACACCCACCACAAACCCACAACUGGUAGACGUGUUCAAGAGAAACAACUUCAUUUCAGAUAUUUUCGUGUCAAGUUCCGAAGUUAUCCCGUAGACGAUGUUAGUGUCAUUUAGUAAAUCAACUUCUUGCAUUAAAUCGAGCGAACUGCUUAUACAGGAACUUAAAAAGAAACAGUUACAUUCUAAUGAGCUUUCUCUAAUACUGUUGCUGCUGUUGUUUCUUCUUCUAAUCAUCUAAUCUGCUAUCAAGAAUUAUCCAUCCACUCUUCAAAAUUCGAGUCCAAGAGCUCACAGACUGCUUUAUGAAAAAAUAAUAAACGAAACCUAUGAUCACUUUUUUUCUUGCUGGAGAUCCCAGAGUAAUUUUAUUUUCCUUCAAAGAAAUCGUUAUUCUUGGUUUAGGAUUUUUCUGUUCUAAAAAAAAAAUAGUAUCUCUGUUCAUAAGAAAGUUUCUUCCAAGACUGCUCUCAGAGAAAUUCCAGUGCAUUUAUUGUACAAUUGUCUUUGUUGGCGCGACCUGAAAGGCAGUCUUGUGUAAGUCAUAAACUAUUGAUCAACAGCUAGGUAAGUAAUAGUUGCUCAUUGGGAGAUCAUAUGAAACGACUCACCUCAAACACACACGCACGACAGAACUACGUAGAUAAGAAAUGUUAAUAGAAAAAAAUACAGCUGUAGUCUAGAGUCCAGAAACUUGGAGCUUGGUAUAAUAACAUUGGAUUAGUAAUACAGUCGUAACACUGUUACAUUACUAACACUGUUACAUUACUAACACUGUUACAUUACUAAUACUGCUGAUCCUCCUACUGCUGUUCCUCCCUUCAUCUUUCUCGGUCGACAAAGAGCAAUGAUCCCGCCUGAGUCUCGCUUUGUUAACCAAAUUCGACUCUGAGAAAUGCAUUUUUUAAAUAAUUUAACGAGAACGUUGUUUUUAUCUUCAAAAUAAGAUUUGACAGUACUUUCAUUCAAAGGAAUAGACAGGUUUUGGUUUAGGAUCUUCUGUUGAUACAAUUUGGUAUCUCUGUUCAUGAGGAAUUAAGUUUGUUUAUACACGAACGAAACACACACACACACACACACGCACGCACGCACGCACGCACGCACGCACGCACGCACGCACGCACGCACGCACGCACGCACGCACAUACACACAUUCAUAUACACGCGUGCAUGCACACAAACACACACACACACACACACUCACACAGGGAACACAUACACAGGCAACAUCGUAAACAUUCUCAUCUCCUUAUGUUAAUCUGUCUCUUUGUCUGCAUGCUCUCCUGUCUGUAUUCUUUUUUAUGCAUCUAUAUCUGAAAAAAAAAUCCGAGAGGAAGCAUAACAAGAACCAAAUAAAAAAAUAAACAAACAGAGGGCGUGCAGACGCUGGAGGAACCAACAUCGUAUAAAUAAAGUCAACAUCGUCUCAAGUCCUAACAAACCAUUCCAGACCAGCCUGCUGUCUGCCAGAAAAACAUGGUCGCACCCAAGAAGAGAAUUCAGACUUUAGUCAAGGAAAUACGAUGAUUUACUGUUGUAUAUUCUGACCGUUAGAACUGAUGUCUGCGACAAACAGAUGAUGGAGGUCAGCGAUGUGAUUUCUCUUCAGCAACAGUCAAUAGUUCAGCGAGAAGUAAACAAUCAAACUAUGAUCGUUUUGACUUUUUAUUUCUUGCUUCUCGCAGAUUGAAC
Molecule: messenger RNA, 2928 nt
Organism: Pomacea canaliculata
Lineage: Eukaryota; Metazoa; Mollusca; Gastropoda; Architaenioglossa; Ampullariidae
Exons: 2
Coding region: 591-1130 (179 amino acids)
Source: RefSeq, a predicted model, not a curated record